Colletotrichum spaethianum is the source of this 1062-nucleotide messenger RNA. Its product is annotated as vacuolar aminopeptidase 1. The transcript has 3 exons. The record is from RefSeq and is a predicted model, not a curated record. Bases 1 to 1062 code for a protein of 353 amino acids. Gene Ontology annotation, molecular function: L-lysine transmembrane transporter activity; L-arginine transmembrane transporter activity; L-serine transmembrane transporter activity. Lineage: Eukaryota; Fungi; Ascomycota; Sordariomycetes; Glomerellales; Glomerellaceae. Gene Ontology annotation, biological process: amino acid transmembrane transport. Gene Ontology annotation, cellular component: fungal-type vacuole membrane.
AUGCUAGUCAUCAUUCCCCUGAGCUUCCUUAAGAAGCUGGACUCGCUCAAGUACACCAGCAUCGUCGCCCUAGUCUCUAUUGGGUAUCUUGUCAUCCUGGUCAUUUACCACUUCGCUACCGAUCGUCUCAAGGACAUGAGCGAAAUCAGGGUUAUCGAGCCGGAGAGUACCAUCGCGUUCCUCAGCACGUUGCCAGUGGUGGUCUUUGCAUACACAUGCCAUCAGAACAUGUUUGCCAUCUUGAACGAGAUUAAAGAUAACUCUCCUGGUAGUGUCAUGGGCGUUGUAGGCUCAAGCAUUGGCGGCGCCGCGUCCAUUUACAUCGUCGUUGCUAUUACUGGUUACCUUACUUUCGGCAACAAGGUUGUGGGCAACAUUGUCAUGAUGUACUCUGCGACCGCCGCUUCGUACAUCGGCCAGUUGGCCAUUGUCGUGCUCGUCACCUUCUCCGUCCCGUUGCAGGUCCACCCUUGCCGCGCAUCAGUCGAUGCGAUUCUCAAGUGGCGCCCCAAUCGCACCCCAAGCGGCAACGCCCGCGCCAGUUCUCCAGGCGGUAACCCACUUCUGCCAUCGUCGGCUUCUGUCCGCUCCGACCACGGAUCGAGCUCCUCUAUGGGCGAGACCCGAUUCGCCAUUCUUACCUCCAUCAUUCUCAUUCUUUCUUAUGUCACCGCACUUUCCGUCCAUAGCCUCGAGAGAGUUCUGGCCUACGUGGGAAGCACUGGGUCGACCAGCAUCAGCUUCAUACUGCCGGGUCUUUUCUAUUAUAAGAUUAGCGACCCCGAUAGCAUGCACCAGCAACGUCUCCACAAGGAGGACGACGACGCCGACCUGCUCUCGGACGAAGAGGAUGCGGACCCCAUGGUCACCAGCAUCGCCAGUCUCGGCAGCGUCGCCAGCGUUGUUACCAACCCACGCCAAUGGAACCGCAAGUGGCGAUGGGACCUUGAACACAUUGAACAGGACGUCCUGCGCAAGAUGGCCUUGGCUCUCGCCAUAUAUGGCGUGUGCGUCAUGGUAGUUUGCCUUUUUAUGAACAUUGUGUUCCACGCGUCUCACUGA